Molecule: messenger RNA, 732 nt
Organism: Mya arenaria
Lineage: Eukaryota; Metazoa; Mollusca; Bivalvia; Myida; Myidae
Exons: 3
Coding region: 4-732 (242 amino acids)
Source: RefSeq, a predicted model, not a curated record
AAAAUGGGCAGCACUGAAAAGUAUACCGAGAGUUAUAGAAGGGUGGAAUGUGAAGAGGAAGACCUUGGUCUGCGAACAGUAGGGGACUGCAUGAAGUAUUUUGCUGAGGUACAAGGUAACAAGCAUGCGGUCAUCUUUGGCGCCACAGUAGAAGCGGACAGGGAAACGGUCACGUGGUUGGAGCUGUAUGAAAACUCGUGCGCCUUUGCGAAGGCGCUGAUCAAUCUUGGCAUAAAACGCGAUGAAAUUGUUGGCAUAAACAUUCGUCCAUGUCCGGAAUGGUUGUACAUAACCUUUGGUUGCAUGUUGGCUGGAAUAAAAGCGGUUGGACUAGCAUUCACGUACACAGACGGAAGUGACCUCAUCGCCAUGAUGAACAAAAUGAAGACAUGUAGCAUGCUAGUCCUUGACCCAGGAGCGAGCGGGGAAAAUUGGAAAAUUGUCCGGAGACUGCUAGACGCGUACUCCAAAACCGGAAGAGCUACAUCCAGCAAAAUGUCGUCAGUGCGGUUCCUCCUGGGACACAGGUUUCCUACCUAUGAAAGUAAAGUACGAUCGUUACAAGAGGUUAUGGCAAACGCCCCAACCGACAUUGAAAUCCCUAAGUACGUAAGUCCCGACGAUAUUUCUUUCUUGUUCCAAACGUCGGGUAGCACAGGUUACCAAAGCUUGUUGCCCACACUCACGCUUCAAUGCUCGGCAUCGGACGCACGAAGGGAAGUAACUGGCUGA